This is a messenger RNA of Nymphaea colorata (pocket water lily), 1233 nucleotides long. Its product is annotated as UPF0496 protein At4g34320-like. The transcript has a single exon. The coding region runs from base 61 to 1233 and encodes 390 amino acids. The record is from RefSeq and is a predicted model, not a curated record. NCBI's taxonomy places the organism in Eukaryota, Viridiplantae, Streptophyta, Magnoliopsida, Nymphaeales, Nymphaeaceae.
UUAUCUCCUCUUCCGCCUUUCUUCUUGUCACUUGGUUCAGGAAGAGUGGGAGCCCCUUCAAUGCAGAAGGAAGCCAUGGGAAUUAAGUAUUUCAUCAAAGCAUGCCUCAGCCGCAAUACUCCGGUCGCCGCUGGUUUAUACUCUACCCUCGCCCGACGAUACGAACGCGCGUGCAAGAAAUACCCCGAGCUGUUGAAGUACGAUGAAGCCUUGCAAGCGACAUUGAAGGGCAUCAAGGACGGCGUCCGCCCUGGAAAGGACGGGACGGACGAGUCAUCUUCCCUGUCCUUUGAUUCCCUCACACAGGCAACGACCUGCCUUCUCCACACCAACGACUGUGCCGCCAAGGAGAUUUUGGCCUACAAGGAGGACAUACGGAACAACAACCAACUCCACGACAUUGUCAAGGAGUAUUUCGACCUCAGCUACACGACGCUGGACUUCUUGUAUGGUUUGCAAGGCCGCCUCAAUGAGUUGAGGGAAAAACUAGCGAUGCUCUGCUCCUCCUUCCAGCAUCCUACCUCCAUGGAGACGAAGGCGUUGGCGCUUGAGGAAUUUAGAGGGUGCAAGGGCUUCACUGCUGACUUACAUGUGUCACUGAUGAAGGUAAUCACGGCACACACCUCCUUUCUCCUGAAGCUUCAGGGAUGGAAAGGCAAAUCGGAGAAGAGAAUCAAUAUCUUGCGGAGGCGACGCAAGAUGGUCUACGUCAUAUUCGUCACCGUCUUCGUGUGUGCUGUGGUAUGCUCGAUUCUCGCAGCUGCUCUCCAUGCCCCACCAUUAUUAGCAGCGCUUCCAGCAGCUGCCGCUACUGUAACCAGUUGGGGUCCGAUGACCUCAUGGGUGGAAAACCUGUGGAAAGGGGAAGAGAGCCAUUUGCAGUCGGGCGUGCAGAUUGCGGAGAGGGUGAAUAGGAGCAACUCUGUUGUGAUACAUGAAUUGAGGGGCAUCGAACUCUCCGUGAAGGCAUUGAUGGACCAAAAGGCAAUUUUAGAAAGCAACACGGACUUCAUUAUCAGGAGAGGGGAUGACAACUUUCUUCUUAACAAUAUGAAGUCAAUCAUGGAGAGAUCGCGCCGUCUGAUUGAGAGAAUGGAUAAGUUGGACGAACAAGUGACUACAUGCUGCUCCAGCAUUGAGAAUAGGAGGAGUGACAUAUUGGAGAGGAUCAGAAAUUGUACCGAGCCUCAAGAAGCUGAGACGGGUACUUCUCCAAGUUGGUGUUGUAUGUAA